GUUUGUCAGUCAGGGGUUAGAGUCUACGUUGUGAGGAGUGGAAUCAUUCUGAUUGUGCACCUAUCACCAUGGUGGACCUACGUAGUGGGAAAAGCACUAGCCCCUACACCCAGGAGCAACAAGAGAAGAUGGCCGCCUUAGUCAAGGAGAACAGGGAGAGAAAAGAGCKAGAGAAACAAGCGAAGCUAAAAGCUAUCGYAGACGAGGCGAAGAUGAAAGAGUUAGAAGAGGAGAUGGAGAAAAARAAGAAGGCUGCUGAAGAAGAAGCGGCGGCAGAAGAAGAGAAGGAGAGAAUGAGAAUUGAGAGCAGAGAAGGGAGCAGUGGCACGAAGGAGGAUAAAGAUGCAGAGAUGGAAAAGAAAAUAAGUGAGUGGGUUGCUAAUUUAUCGUCGGGUGAAGAUGAGGAGGCACAAAUGUAUGUGCCACAGGAAGAGGAGGCGUUUGGCAGGGCCCUCGCAAUGAUUGAGGACCCCCUUGAACGUCAAGAAGCCGAGGAGGAGAAGAGAUUGGAAUGGAAAUUGAGAAUGAAGAGGGAAAAGAAGAAGAAAAGGGAGGAAGCCACCACGUUGACCGCAGAAGUGGAAAAGGUGCGGACGUGUAGACAGGAAGUCCAUGCACAAACAGAUGUUUUUGCCAAACUGGACAAGAUGUUGGGGUACUUAGAGGUGUUGAGUGAGGCCUGGCUAGAGGAACGACACGCCAAUCAGGGCCAAGACAUCACCCUGAAAGCCAUGCGGUCAGGGUUUAGAGAGUUUGCGCGCGAGAUCGUCACCCACAUUGGGGGCGAAGUCAGGCAACUGAGGGAUAAUGUGGGGAAGUACUGCGAAGGCGCCAUUGAGGGUGCCAAGGCCAUAGCUGCUGUGGAAGGCGAGGGCAGACCCCGUAACGAGCCUGUAAAGCUCAAGUUCCCAGACGCGUACGGGAGAAAGGAGGAGGAGAACUUUGACAACUGGGAGGCCAGUGUCAAUAGUUACAUUUAUUUGCAGCAUAUCCUCACAAAGGAGCAAGUCCUCGUGGCCUUUCAGGCCCUCAACGAUGAAGCAGCUAGUUUCUCCAGGUCUCUUGCACGCGCAACCGAUUGUGAAAACAACCUGCUUGCAUACUCAAAAGUCACCCCCCUUCCUCAAUUCCUUAAGCUCCUGAAGGAGCGAUUUGCUGACCCAACGAGAGGCGUUCGCGCCUCUGACAAACUGCAAACGAUCCACUCACGACAGUGGAGGAGUGCAAGGGCACUCAAGGGUACCAUGAACGACUUGGUAGCCGUGCCGGACCACGGGGUUACUGAACCCCAACUGGUCCAGCUGUUUUAUCGUGCCAUGCCAGAGCCCCUGAGGGGGCACUUCUUUGACAAGUCUCAAUAGGCCGGGAUCACAUAUGAUGUGUUGAGUAGGGAGGUGGUCCUGUAUGAGUCAAAGUCUAUGCUAGUCACCACUUU
Molecule: messenger RNA, 1435 nt
Organism: Chara braunii
Lineage: Eukaryota; Viridiplantae; Streptophyta; Charophyceae; Charales; Characeae
Source: the annotation of a GenBank genome assembly